Eruca vesicaria subsp. sativa (arugula) is the source of this 804-nucleotide messenger RNA. Lineage: Eukaryota; Viridiplantae; Streptophyta; Magnoliopsida; Brassicales; Brassicaceae. The record is from the annotation of a GenBank genome assembly.
UAAUCUUCUUCGAAGAUUAUUUCAAAGUUAUUUAACUAUUGUGUCAGACUAAAUGGGUGACAUUAUCGGCCACAAAGAUAGGCAAAUAUGGUCGCCCUCUCAUGUUCUCCAAGAUCCCUUGUUUGAUCACUCCAACAAACAUCAGCUGCAUAAAUCCCUCAAGAACAACAAUUACCACCAUCAUGGCAGCGGUAGAUUCCAUCGACCUGGUGCACCUCCUCACAAAGAAACUUUUCCGUUGAAGUAUAAUACAAGACAAAAGCAGCAAAACAAUUGGCAAAGGAGUAAAGGAGAGGACCGAAUGCAAGCAUUUUUCUUGGUUUCGCCGGGCCGUACGACUUCUGGUACCGGAGUUUUUCUUCCGGCCACUGCAUCUCAUCCGCCAACCAACAAACCAGCUUGCUCGCCGGUGCUUCUCCCAGCACGGGUUGUUCAAGCGCUCAAUCUCAACGUUCACAACAACGGAAUUCAUAUCUCCCCUCGUUCAGAAAUUCGAGAAACUGAUUAUAAGUUGAAGAGCGAAAUGGUGCAAACAUCUGUGGACAUUGAAGUCAAAACUCCGAAUGAUUCGCCGGAGAAACUUCUCCCGGAGGAAUGGAUUUAUUAAUGACCAGACCAGGGUGUGCCACACUGCCACUGACCAAUUUUUACAAAUAUUAAUGUGGAUGAGUAGGAAUCAAAUAAAAAGAAAAUGAAAAGAUUCUAAGGUCGAUUCUUGUGUCGUGUCGUGCUUCGUUGCUAUUGGAGAUCAUGGUAGUAAUAAUAUAUCCCCCCCCCCUCGAGUGCAAAUUCCGUAAAGUCAAC